UCCUGUUGAUGGAAUUUUGAGGGUGCUGAAGAUGUUGCCAGUGAUCUCCAUCCAUCGUCUUUGUUGGGUUAGGCUUCAGAGAAGAAUCUGCCUGAACCAGCCAGUGGGAAGCAGGCAGCACUCUCAGCAUAUGCACAUCAGAGUUGGAGACCGGGCUGAACUCAGCAGGGCCUUCACACAGAGGGAUGUGGUUGCCUUCUCAGAAUUAACGGGGGAUGUCAAUCCUUUGCAUUUAAGUGAAGAUUUUGCAAGCACCAAGUUUGGAAAGACAAUUGUACAUGGAGUUUUGAUUAAUGGACUUAUCUCAGCUCUCCUGGGUACUAAAAUGCCAGGGCCAGGCUGUGUGUUUCUUUCCCAGGAAAUUAACUUUCCAGCCCCUUUAUACAUUGGAGAAGUUGUUUUAGCUUCAGCAGAAGUGAAAAGGCUGAAACAGUUCAUGGCUGUUAUUGCUGUGUCGUGUGUUGUAAAAGAAAGUGAAAAGACUGUUAUGGAAGGCUGGGUUAAAGUUAUGGUUCCAGAAGCUCCCAAAUCCUGAAAUAUGUGUUUAAAGAUGCAAGUUCAGGCAUCGAUGUUACUGUUUCUGAAGAGCCUCUGAGGAAGAUGGGUUGCUGUUCUUCGACAAGGAAUGGCCAGCAGAUCCAGCAUUGCAUAUAGGGGAGGGGAGCAGGCAGCAAGGUGUUCACAUGCCCACUUUGUAAUUUGGCCUUUUGAUUUCCACAAACUUAAGUGUAUUUAUCAUGUCUAGGUUAGUAAAAUUGAAAAAAUAUUGGGAAUGUUAUCAUUUAGCUAAAGGUUCUACUUUUAGGAUUUCAAAUCUACUUUUAGAUUUUCAUUUGGAUGACACAAACCUAAUAUAUCUCUAUAGAAUAAAUUUCUCACUGAAUUUAUAACUAGCUAGUAUUUUUAUUGAAGGUAACAAUAGAUGUUGGGUCGUCUUUGAACACCUAUCUUUUACCAAUAAAUAUUCUUGAAUACUGUUCUUCAGCAGUUUCUGGGUCAGAGUUUUUUGUAAUUUGUUACUGUUUAUACCAAGAUGGCAUCUUGCUUAACCUUUAAGUAGUUCUUGCCUUUCAGAUGGUUUUCCUGCUCUCAGAGGUUUAUGUGCAGAUUUGUAAACUCUUGGUCUAAUCUGUAAAAUGGGGGUAAUAACACCACACAGGAUUGUUGAAGAUGAUAGACACAAAGAGCAAAGCACAAGGCUAGCCUGUGGACAGUAGCUACUACUGUUGUUCAUGCUCUCC
Phyllostomus discolor (pale spear-nosed bat) is the source of this 1241-nucleotide messenger RNA. RefSeq names its product hydroxyacyl-thioester dehydratase type 2 (gene HTD2). NCBI's taxonomy places the organism in Eukaryota, Metazoa, Chordata, Mammalia, Chiroptera, Phyllostomidae. The record is from RefSeq and is a predicted model, not a curated record.